UUUGUCUUCAUCAUCUUCUAAAUAUAAAAAUGUAUUCUUCAGCUCCAUCAAUUUUAUCAACAUACACAACUUUUGCCGCGUCAGCAAUGAUAGCUCGAACAGUAGUCAACGAGCUACAAACACUGUCCAAUCAGCUCAUGCCACGUCAGUUCCAGGAGAAACUCUUCGCUAAACUCGGUGGCCUACUCUGCUGGAACCUCUCGUCCCAGAUAACUAUCACCAUCGACGAGUACAACGGCUUAACUGUCAACGAAAUCUACAAAGCCGCCGACAGUUACUUGGGUACGAGAAUCUCAUCCUCCAACGACAACCUUAAGGCCUCGAAAACCCCAUGUGAGGAUCAAAUCUCUGUCACCAUUAACAAAGGUGAGAGAAUCAUCGACCAGUUUGAAGAGAUCCAGUUGGUCUGGGAAUUCGUUUGUGUCGAGACUCAAAAAUCGUCUUUCGAUUUCGAAACUUGCAAUCAGACAACAGAAACAUCCGAGCGAAAAUCGUUUCAGUUAAAGUUUCACAAGAGUCACAAUGAGAGAGUGGUCAAAGCUUAUCUGCCGUACGUAAUGGAGAGAGCCAAAGCCAUUGACGUAGAGAAGAAGAAGGUGAAGCUUUUUUCUCUGCAGGGUUCAUGGUGCUCGAUCGAUUUUCGCCACCCUUCGACUUUUGAGACUCUGGCUAUGGACGAGAAGCUUAAGAAGGAAUUGGUUGAUGAUUUGGAUAGGUUUGUGAAGAGAAAGGAGUUUUACAAGAGAGUUGGUAAGGCUUGGAAACGUGGGUAUUUGCUGUUUGGUCCUCCUGGUACUGGGAAGUCGAGCUUGAUUGCUGCCAUGGCCAAUUACCUCAAGUUUGAUAUCUAUGAUUUGGAGCUCACCCAUUUGAAUAGUAACUCUGAUCUUAGGAGUCUGUUGGUUAUGACUGAGAAUAAAUCAAUAAUCGUGAUUGAAGAUAUUGAUUGCAGUGUUCAGUUGGAAAACAGGGGGUGUGGUCAAGGUAGUUAUGGUCAAAAUGACAGCCAGUUGACUCUAUCUGGGCUGCUUAAUUUCAUAGAUGGGUUAUGGUCAAGCUGCGGAGAUGAGAGAAUAAUAGUUUUUACAACUAAUUACAAGGACAAACUAGACCCUGCAUUGUUAAGACCAGGCCGAAUGGACAUGCAUAUCAACAUGUCUUACUGCACACCAUGUGGGUUUAAGACUCUUGCUUUUAACUAUCUCCAAAUCAAAAAUCACCCUUUAUUUGGGGAAGUUGAGGAGUUGAUAAAGGAGGUUGAGGUGACCCCUGCUGAGGUUGCGGAGGAGCUUAUGAGAAGCAAUGAUGCAGAUAUAGUUCUGCCUAGACUCAUUGAAACUCUCCAGAGGAAAAAGAAGAUGAAGCUUGAUGAACAAGUCAAAGAAAAAGCAGAAGAAAAAGAUAGUGAUUGUAAAGAACAGAGCAUGGACGUUCUCAAGGGCAAGAAUAAGAGAGUUGGGAGAAAGAGAGUAGUAAGAGGAAGAAAAGGCCGGCUUGGAGAUGUCUAUUAGAAUUAGGAAUAGAAAUUAUAUGUUUCAGAUUACACGUCCCACCAUAUAAUAUUUGAUAAAUUGUUAUAUAUGUAUGAAGAUUUUUAAUGAAAUAAAUAUGUAAGAGACUAAACGA
Molecule: messenger RNA, 1626 nt
Organism: Humulus lupulus (European hop)
Lineage: Eukaryota; Viridiplantae; Streptophyta; Magnoliopsida; Rosales; Cannabaceae
Product: AAA-ATPase At3g50940-like
Exons: 2
Coding region: 30-1511 (493 amino acids)
Molecular function (GO): ATP hydrolysis activity; ATP binding
Source: RefSeq, a predicted model, not a curated record